This is a messenger RNA of Frankliniella occidentalis (western flower thrips), 824 nucleotides long. RefSeq names its product tRNA-splicing endonuclease subunit Sen15-like. Gene Ontology annotation, molecular function: nucleic acid binding. NCBI's taxonomy places the organism in Eukaryota, Metazoa, Arthropoda, Insecta, Thysanoptera, Thripidae. The coding region runs from base 235 to 744 and encodes 169 amino acids. The record is from RefSeq and is a predicted model, not a curated record. Gene Ontology annotation, biological process: tRNA splicing, via endonucleolytic cleavage and ligation. The transcript has 4 exons.
ACGGCCCUUCUGUACUGUAGCCUACUGUAGCCUCGCUGCCUCGCCGAAAGGGAUCAUUUUUUGUAUGAAAAAUAUGUAAACCGUCAUAAUCAAAACAAACAAUUUAAAUACACAUGCCAGUUUCUUGGAGAGGAUAAGAGGGUCCUUUACUGAAGUUUUCCUCCGAUUACAGCCGAAUCGUUUGCAUAUUACUAUCAAAUAUAAGCACAAUGUUCUAGGUUAAUUUCAUUCGAGAUGAAUAACGGAAACAUUCAUCCUGUGUUGAAAGAUCUGCUGGCCUUUGGAUGUGGUGAUCAGCGCAUACCACCAGCUGCAUUUGCUGUGUUCAUGGACUUGUCGGAAGUAAGGGCGGUAUGGGAUCUCCAAUAUCAGUUCUGUAAGGCACUAGACAUAAUCUAUCUAACUGGAAGAGAAAAUGUAAGUGAUAUUGAGACAAACAUUUAUUUACCUUUGCCAGCAUCAUAUACUGUUUCACCUGCUUGGCUUGAAAAAGUUCAAAACAGUCUUUCCACAAAGAAUCGAGGACUGAUUUUGGCCUUUAAAGAUGCCGAUUCCACAGUAGUUUACUAUCAAAUAACAGAGGGAUUGGUUACUCCUGAUUCUCUUGAGAUAGUGCAAGAAAGGAAAGCUUCAGAAGAGAGACGAAGAUUAUUGCAGACUGAGUUAUGGCGUAAAAGAAGUCAGUUGUAUGAAAUGGCUAAACACAAUUCAAAUUCCAUUAACGAUAAUGAGCAUACUGCCUAGUUGUAAGUGACCUCCGAGUAAUCUUUAUGUAAUGUAUAUUGUGUACCUAACUCGGUAAAAUAAAAUAACCUUAAGCAAAA